UCGGCUCGGCGCGGCCGCCGCGGGAGCAUCCUCUGCCACCGCCCGUCCCCGGCGCGCCGGGCAGCAUCCCAUCGCCCCGGGCGGAUGUUGGGGAGCAGAGGGGACAGGCAGAGCCGCUAGGGGCGGGCCGCCCCCCGGGAGGGGGCCAGCACCGGCAGCGGGGGCCGCCCCGCCGCCGCCUCCCUGCCCGCGGCUCGGGCCCCCGAAGGCACGGCGAGGAGGAGCUACGGAGCCCGCAGACAGCAGGGCAGGACGAGGGGGGCGGCCCGGCCCCGGCGGGGGGAGAGGCAGCGGCUCGCCCGGCCAUGCCACCCCGGCGCUGAAGCCGCCCCGCCGCAUCCCCCAGCCCCCCUAGCCCGCCAUGGCCGCGCCACUCUAGGCGACCCACCGGCUCGCCCCGCGUCGCCCCGGUUCCCCCGGGGCCCUCGGCCGGAGGAUGGACGAAGAUGGACCGCGAGCGGCCGAGGAAGAUCCGGAGCCGGGCAGAGCCAAGACUUUCAUCCGCCUUAAUGACCUGUCCGGGGCCGGGGGCCAGCCGGGGCCGGGGGACAGGGAGGCGGGCAGCGGCGAUUCGGAGGCAGAGGCGCUGCCCUACCCGGCGCUGGCGCCCGUCGUCUUUUUCUACCUGAGCCAGGAGAGCCGGCCGCGGAGCUGGUGCCUCCGCUUGGUCUGUAACCCAUGGUUUGAGAGGGUCAGCAUGCUGGUGAUUCUGCUCAACUGUGUGACGCUGGGCAUGUUCCACCCCUGCGAGGACAUCGCCUGCGACUCGCCGCGCUGCAGGAUCCUCCAGAGCUUUGAUGACUUCAUCUUUGCCUUCUUUGCCGUGGAAAUGAUCGUCAAAAUGAUUGCACUGGGGAUUUUUGGGAAGAAAUGCUACCUGGGAGACACAUGGAACCGCCUGGACUUCUUCAUCGUCAUUGCAGGGAUGCUGGAGUAUUCCCUGGACCUGCAGAAUGUCAGCUUCUCAGCCGUGCGCACCGUCCGAGUCCUGCGGCCGCUCAGGGCCAUUAACAGGGUCCCCAGUAUGCGCAUCCUGGUGACGCUGCUUUUGGACACGCUGCCCAUGCUGGGGAACGUCCUCCUCCUCUGCUUCUUCGUCUUCUUCAUCUUCGGCAUUGUGGGAGUCCAGCUGUGGGCAGGUUUGCUCAGGAACCGCUGCUUCCUCCCUGAGAACUUCAGCAUCCCCUACACGGUUGAUUUGGAACGGUACUACCAGACAGAGAACGAAGAUGAAAAUCCCUUUAUCUGCUCCCAGCCCCGGGAGAACGGGAUGCGCUACUGUCGGAGCAUCCCAACACGGAGGGAAGAGGGUCUGGAGUGCACUCUGGAUUAUUAUUCCUACAAUGACACCACCAACACAUCUUGUGUGAACUGGAACCAGUACUACACCAACUGCUCUGCUGGGGAGCACAACCCCUUCAAGGGAGCCAUCAACUUUGAUAACAUCGGCUAUGCCUGGAUUGCGAUAUUUCAGGUCAUCACGUUGGAAGGCUGGGUGGACAUCAUGUACUUUGUCAUGGAUGCACACUCCUUCUACAACUUCAUCUACUUCAUCCUCCUGAUCAUUGUGGGCUCCUUCUUCAUGAUCAACCUGUGCCUGGUGGUGAUAGCGACGCAGUUCUCUGAGACAAAGCAGCGUGAGAGCCAGCUGAUGAAGGAGCAGCGCGUGCGCUACCUGUCCAACGCCAGCACCCUUGCCAGUUUCUCAGAGCCAGGAAGCUGCUAUGAUGAGCUCCUCAAGUACCUGGUUUACAUUGCCCGGAAGGGCAGCAAGCAGCUGGUGAAGGCCUACAGGGCAGCAGGCGUGAGGAUGGGCUUCCUCAGCAGCCCCACGAGCAAGGCGAGGGCCGAGCGGCAUGCCAGGAAGCGCCGGAGCAGGAAGAGAUCCUCCGUGCACCACCUCAUCCACCACCACCAUCACCACCACCACCACUACCACCUGGGCAACGGGAACCUGCGAGCGCCCCGCGCCAGCCCGGAGAUCAGCGACGUGGAGACCAGCUCGCUCCACAACGGCACCAACCGGCUGAUGCUCCCUCCCUCAGCACCCAACUCCCUGGGGGCCCCCAGCGCCUCUCCCAGCAACACCGAGUCCGUGCACAGCAUCUACCAUGCCGACUGCCACUUUGAGCCGGUGCGCUGCCGGUCAUCCCUGACACAGCCAAGCCUCGGUUUGCCAAGCCCAGAAGGGAUCCCCAAGAACGUGGUGGGCAGCAAGGUGUACCCCACAGUGCACUCCAGCGCCUCCCAUGAGAUGCUGAAAGAAAAGAACUUGGCGGAGGCGGCGGUGGGUGCCGGGAGCAGCACCUUGACAAACCUCAACAUCCCGCCCGGGCCAUACAGCACCAUGCACAAGCUGCUGGAGACACAGAGCACAGGGUUCUUCUCAGUCCAUGUUACAGAGAAAGGUGAUGGCUUUCCAGGUCCCUGCCAAAGCUCCUGCAAGAUCUCCAGCCCCUGCAGCAAGCUGGAUGGAGGCUCCUGCAGCCCCGAGAGCUGCCCCUACUGCCUGGCAGCGCUGGGCGAGGCCGAGCUGUCCGACAAUGACACGGCCGACUCAGACAGCGACGGCGUCUACGAGUUCACGCAGGAUGCGCACUACAGUGACCAGCGAGACCCACAACGGGGCAGAGCCCGGGCCGGGAGAGCCCAUCUGGUGCUGGCCUUCUGGCACGUGGUGUGUGAGACUUUCCAGAAGAUCGUGGACAGCAAAUAUUUCGGCCGUGGGAUCAUGGUGGCCAUUCUCAUUAACACACUCAGCAUGGGGAUCGAAUACCAUGAGCAGCCGGAGGAACUUACCAAUGCCCUGGAGAUCAGCAACAUCGUCUUCACAAGCCUCUUUGCCCUGGAGAUGCUGUUGAAAGUCCUUGUUUAUGGUCCUUUUGGCUACAUUAAGAAUCCAUACAACAUCUUUGAUGGGAUCAUUGUGGUGAUUAGCGUGUGGGAGAUCGUGGGCCAGCAGGGCGGGGGGCUCUCGGUCCUGCGCACCUUCCGUCUCAUGCGGGUGUUGAAGCUCGUCCGCUUCAUGCCAGCGCUGCAACGCCAGCUCGUUGUCCUCAUGAAGACCAUGGACAAUGUGGCCACCUUCUGCAUGCUGCUGAUGCUCUUCAUCUUCAUCUUUAGCAUCCUGGGCAUGCACCUCUUUGGCUGCAAGUUCGCUUCGGAGCGGGAUGGCGACACUCUGCCUGACAGGAAGAACUUUGACUCCUUGCUCUGGGCCAUCGUCACUGUUUUCCAGAUUUUGACGCAGGAAGACUGGAACAAGGUCCUUUACAAUGGCAUGGCCUCCACCUCAUCCUGGGCUGCUCUCUACUUCAUCGCUCUCAUGACAUUUGGGAAUUAUGUUCUCUUUAAUCUGCUGGUGGCCAUCCUGGUAGAGGGUUUCCAGACAGAGGAGAUGUCCAAGCGAGAAGAAGCGAGUGGGCAGUUAAGCUGUAUUCAGCUGCCUGUCGACUCGUCGGGGAAAGGCAAACUGGGAGUGCAAGAACAGGGUGAUGCUUCCAAGUCUGAUUCCGAGGGGGAUCUCUUCCCCCACAGCCUGGAAGAGGAGGGAGAACCUAAGAAAAACUUGUCAAAUCCAGCCUUGAUGGCCCUGAGCGAGCACCCGGAGCUGAAGAAGAGCCUGACCCCGCCGCUCAUCAUCCACACGGCCGCCACGCCGAUGCCCAUGCCCAAGAGCGCCGUGUUCGGGGACGCGGCUCAGGGCUUCGAGUCCCGCCGGGCCAGCGGCGUCUCCACGGACCCCGGUGCCGCCCACGAGCUCAAGUCCCCGCCCAGCGCCCGCAGCUCCCCGCACAGCCCCUGGCGGGCCAGCAGCGCCUGGAACAGCCGCCGCUCCAGCUGGAACAGCCUCGGCCGCGCCCCCAGCCUCAAGCGCCGGGCGCAGAGCGGCGAGCGCCGCUCCCUCCUGUCCGGGGAGGGCAAGGAGAGCUCGGAGGAAGGCGACAGCUCGGAUGAGGAGCGCUCCAGCCGGGCCGGCAGCUUCAAUGGCUCUUUGCCGCACCGCAUGGAGUCGCUGGAAACGAAAGGGUCCUUUGACCUCCAGGAUACUCUGCAGGUGCCUUCCCUGUAUCGGACCGGCAGCAUGCACAGCACCAGAACGUCUGUCUCUGAGCACCAAGACUGCAAUGGGAGGACAUCUCCGGGGCUGCUGCUGCACCAGCUCCACCUGGAUGAGCCCCACCAGGACGGUGAUGACGGCGAUGAUGAAGGUAGCAUGAGCAAAAGGGACCGCAUGAAGGCCUGGCUGCGGGCACGGCUCCCCACCUGCUGCAAGGAGAGGGACUCCUGGUCCAUCUACAUCUUCGCCCCUCACUCCAGAUUCCGUCUGAUGUGCAAUAAAAUCAUCACUCACAAGAUGUUCGAUCACGUCGUCUUGGUGAUCAUUUUCCUGAACUGCAUUACCAUUGCCAUGGAACGACCCAAAAUUGAGCCUCACAGCGCUGAACGGAUUUUCCUAACACUCUCCAACUACAUCUUUACAGUCAUCUUCCUGACUGAGAUGACAGUUAAGGUGGUGGCACUAGGCUUGUGUUUUGGGGAGAAAGCCUACUUGAAGAGCAGCUGGAAUGUGCUGGAUGGGGUGCUGGUGCUCAUCUCCGUCAUCGACAUCCUGGUCUCGAUGGUGUCAGACAGCGGCACGAAAAUCCUGGGGAUGCUGCGGGUCCUGAGGCUGCUGAGGACGCUGCGGCCCUUGAGAGUCAUUAGUCGAGCCCAAGGACUGAAGCUGGUCGUGGAGACUCUCAUGUCAUCGUUGAAACCCAUUGGGAACAUUGUGGUUAUCUGCUGUGCCUUUUUCAUAAUCUUUGGGAUCUUGGGAGUUCAGCUUUUCAAAGGCAAGUUUUUUGUGUGCCAGGGGGAGGACACCAGAAACAUCACAAAUAAAUCGGAUUGUACAGAAGCAAGCUACAAAUGGGUCCGGCACAAGUAUAAUUUUGAUAAUCUUGGCCAGGCCCUGAUGUCUCUGUUUGUCCUGGCCUCCAAGGACGGGUGGGUGGAUAUCAUGUACGAUGGCUUGGAUGCUGUGGGAGUCGACCAGCAGCCAGUCAUGAACUACAAUCCAUGGAUGCUCCUCUACUUCAUUUCCUUCUUGCUGAUUGUGGCCUUCUUCGUCCUCAACAUGUUUGUGGGGGUGGUGGUGGAGAAUUUCCACAAGUGUCGGCAGCACCAGGAGGAGGAAGAAGCCAAGAGGCGGGAGGAAAAAAGGCUCCGCCGGCUGGAGAAAAAGAGAAGGAGUAAGGAGAAACAGAUGGCUGAUCUAAUGCUGGAUGAUGCAUUAAUGGAGAGCUCAGCCAGUGCAGUGCAAGAAGCUCAGUGUAAGCCCUACUACUCGGAUUACUCCCGUUUCCGCCUCCUGAUUCACCAGAUGUGCACCAGCCACUACCUGGAUCUGUUCAUCACCGGCGUCAUCGGCCUCAAUGUCAUCACCAUGGCCAUGGAGCACUACCAGCAGCCCAAGGUUCUUGAUGAAGCCCUGAAGAUUUGCAAUUACAUCUUCACCGUUAUCUUUGUCAUGGAAUCUGUUUUCAAGCUUAUUGCCUUUGGAUUUCGCCGCUUCUUCCAAGACAGAUGGAACCAAUUAGAUCUGGCAAUUGUGCUACUGUCUAUCAUGGGCAUCACUUUGGAAGAGAUCGAGGUGAAUGCUUCACUACCAAUUAACCCCACGAUUAUCCGGAUCAUGAGGGUUCUCAGAAUCGCCCGAGUGCUGAAGUUGCUGAAGAUGGCUGUGGGGAUGAGGGCCCUCCUGGACACCGUGAUGCAAGCGCUGCCACAGGUGGGAAAUCUGGGCCUUCUCUUCAUGUUGUUGUUUUUCAUAUUUGCAGCUCUUGGAGUGGAGCUGUUUGGAGACCUUGAGUGUGAUGACACACACCCCUGCGAGGGGCUGGGACGGCAUGCCACAUUCAGGAACUUUGGGAUGGCCUUCCUGACCCUAUUCCGAGUAUCCACAGGAGACAACUGGAAUGGGAUAAUGAAGGACACACUGCGUGACUGUGACCAGGAGUCCACCUGUUACAACACCGUCAUUUCCCCCAUCUACUUCGUCUCCUUUGUGCUGACAGCCCAGUUUGUCCUGGUGAAUGUGGUGAUUGCGGUGCUCAUGAAGCACUUGGAGGAGAGCAACAAGGAGGCAAAGGAGGAGGCAGAGCUUGAAGCAGAACUGGAGAUGGAGAUGAAGACCAUCAGCACUGGCCAGCACAGCCCCUCAAACAUCUUUGCGUGGACAGGCACCACCAGUGGAGACAGACCAGAGAACCCCGGCGGAUUUACCAAUCCCAUGCAAAUCAAGAUGGAUUCUCAGCUCUCACUAGCUUAUCAUACGGAAAGGCACUUGUUUGAUACCAUAUCACUGCUGAUCCAGGAAUCUCUGGAAGGAGAGCUGAAGCUGAUGGACAACCUGUCAGGCUCUGUGUGCCAUCAUUAUGCCCUCCCAGCUCCCGAAUAUUACAACUCUGAGAACCAGAUCCCUCUAGCUGAGAUGGAGGCUCUGUCUCUGACGUCAGAUAUUCUCUCUGAAAAGUCCUGGUCCUUAGCUCUGACGGAUGACUCUUUUCCUGAUGACAUUAACACACACUUACUUAAUGCUCUGGAAAGCAAUGCCGCUCUCCGCUGCAGGGACGACGCGCUGACGCUGUCCCCCAGCAAGGACCUGCUGAGCGUGAGGAAGCCCUCGGUGGGACGCACGCACUCCCUGCCCAACGACAGCUACAUGUUCCAGCCGCCCUACUCCAGCCCCGGCCCGGCCUCGCUGGGCAACAGGAAACCAGCACACCACAAGUCCCAGUCAGGUUCGAAGGCAUCGGUGCAGUCGCAGCCGGCAGACACCAGCUCCCUCCUGCAAAUCCCAAAGGAACAUUUCCACCAUGUGAGAGCUCACGAGCACUUGGUGGGGGACAGCAAGCCCCGGGUCUCGCAGCAGGCACACUCCCCUUCUGCUGAAAGGCUGCUCCGCAGACAGAUGGCUAUAAGGAAUGACUCUCUGGAUAGCAAGGAGAAUCUCCACACCGAGGUGAGUGAACUCUCUGACCCAAAUGCUCCCACUGUGCCCAAGGAGGAGUCACCAGUGGCUCUGAUGCCCUCAGAAGUGAAUGAGUUGGCUGCCUGGAGUCGGGCGAGCGUCCAUACGCAGCAGCAUUCCCACAAUCAGUAUAAUAUUUCAAAGCAGGCACCAGCAUCCUGUGCUUGUGCAGACUCGUAUCAGGAGACCCCUGAAGACUCAAUGGACCAAGAAGUAUCUGAAAUAAACAGCUCCUUGGAGCCUUUCACUUCAGAAACUUGCACAGCCUCGAGUGCCUGUUCGGAGGGUCAGCCUCUCACACCUAAGAGGAACGUGGGCAAUACUGGCAACGCGGUACUGAAGGACCUGAAGAAAUAUCACAGUGUAGACACCCAGGGUCUGCUAAAAAAACCACCCUCUUGGUUAGAUGAUCAAAGGAGACAUUCAAUAGAGAUUUGUUCCAUAGAAAACAGCCCUCAGCACCAUUCCACGUCCAGCUCUUCUGGCUUUAUAAGUCAGGUGGUGAGUGAAAUGGAAUGCUUGCAAGGUACGCGGCAGAAGAAGAAACUGAGCCCUCCUUGUAUAUCUAUAGAUCCACCUGAUGGGCAGAGUUUGGUACCUAGGGGACCCCACAGCAUCUCACCUGCCAGUGGAGACGUUUGCUUGAGGAGGCGUGCUCCAUCCUGUGAGUCCAAGGAUUCAGUGGAUAUAGGGGAUUCACUGCUUCCAGACAGUAUGGCAACAUCUCCUACCCCAAAGAAAGACUUGUUGACACUUCCUAGCUUUUCCUUUGAUCAAACGGAAAUGGACCCCUGAGUUAUUUUUCUGUUGGUGCCAAAUGUCUUCUUCCUUUCAUGUAAUAGAAAAAAAAUCUUAAAAACUCUGUACUCCAAAAUGGCACUGGGUAAAAAAUUUCCAAAGAAAGAUUAAAGAACCAGCUGGUUAAAAGAGUGGUUAACCUAUAUCACGCUUACUUAAGCAUAUGUUCUGCUUAGGUAAAAGCAAUACAAUGUGCAGAAUCUAUAUGUAUAUUAUAUUUUAUUAAAUUAAUUGAAUCUAG
Zonotrichia leucophrys gambelii is the source of this 8054-nucleotide messenger RNA. It is a transcript of the gene CACNA1G, whose product is annotated as calcium voltage-gated channel subunit alpha1 G. Gene Ontology annotation, molecular function: voltage-gated sodium channel activity; low voltage-gated calcium channel activity. Gene Ontology annotation, cellular component: voltage-gated calcium channel complex; voltage-gated sodium channel complex; plasma membrane. The transcript has 40 exons. Gene Ontology annotation, biological process: calcium ion transmembrane transport; membrane depolarization during action potential; calcium ion import. NCBI's taxonomy places the organism in Eukaryota, Metazoa, Chordata, Aves, Passeriformes, Passerellidae. Bases 437 to 7810 code for a protein of 2457 amino acids. The record is from RefSeq and is a predicted model, not a curated record.